Messenger RNA from Mesoplodon densirostris (Blainville's beaked whale), 7375 nucleotides. RefSeq names its product WD repeat domain 7 (gene WDR7). Gene Ontology annotation, cellular component: cytoplasm. The record is from RefSeq and is a predicted model, not a curated record. The coding region runs from base 287 to 4660 and encodes 1457 amino acids. Gene Ontology annotation, molecular function: protein binding. NCBI's taxonomy places the organism in Eukaryota, Metazoa, Chordata, Mammalia, Artiodactyla, Ziphiidae. The transcript is spliced from 28 exons.
UGGCGGCGGCAACGGCAGCUUGCAGCCUCUCUGGAGAGACGGAGGCUGGGCUGGGGUUACAGUCCAAAGUUUUCCUACCAGGAUUUGCCCACCCCACCUCCUCUCUGGAUACGUCCUCGCCUUGUCCUCUUUGCCAGGACGUCUGCAGGUGGUGGGACAGAAAAUAUCGAGGCAUAAGAUGAAGCUGUGACAGAUGGGGACGCCGAGACCUAGAGGGGUAACUUUUUCAAGAUUGCAUAGAAGAGUCAGGAUUUGAAUAUAGUUCUUCUGACUGUUUGAAAGCACAAUGGCAGGAAACAGCCUUGUUCUACCCAUCGUUCUUUGGGGUCGCAAAGCACCAACCCACUGCAUCUCAGCAGUACUUUUAACAGAUGAUGGGGCCACGAUCGUGACUGGAUGCCAUGAUGGGCAAAUAUGUCUCUGGGAUCUUUCAGUAGACUUGGAAGUUAAUCCUCGAGCACUGUUGUUUGGUCACACAGCUUCAAUCACCUGUUUAUCUAAAGCUUGUGCUUCUAGUGACAAACAGUAUAUUGUGAGCGCAUCUGAGAGUGGAGAGAUGUGCCUCUGGGACGUGAAUGAUGGCAGAUGUAUUGAAUUUACAAAAUUAGCUUGUACACACACGGGCAUACAGUUCUACCAGUUCUCUGUUGGAAAUCAGAGAGAAGGAAGGCUUCUAUGCCAUGGCCAUUAUCCCGAAAUCCUCGUGGUGGAUGCCACCAGCCUUGAGGUGUUGUACUCCUUAGUAUCAAAGAUUUCUCCAGAUUGGAUUAGCUCCAUGAGUAUUAUUCGAUCCCACCGAACACAAGAGGACACCGUGGUGGCGCUCUCAGUGACAGGCAUCUUGAAGGUGUGGAUUGUUACCUCGGAAAUAAGUGGCCUGCAGGAUACUGAGCCAAUAUUUGAAGAGGAAUCCAAACCAAUUUAUUGUCAGAAUUGCCAAAGCAUCUCUUUUUGUGCAUUCACACAGAGGUCGCUUCUGGUUGUGUGCUCCAAGUAUUGGAGGGUAUUUGAUGCUGGGGACUACUCCCUGUUGUGCUCGGGUCCGAGUGAAAAUGGACAGACAUGGACUGGAGGUGACUUUGUCUCGGCAGAUAAAGUCAUCAUUUGGACUGAAAAUGGGCAAAGUUAUAUUUACAAACUACCUGCCAGUUGCCUUCCAGCUAGUGAUUCAUUCCGCAGUGAUGUGGGGAAAGCAGUUGAAAAUUUAGUUCCUCCGGUACAACAUAGCCUCUUGGAUCGAACAGAUAAAGAGUUGCUAAUUUGUCCUCCUGUUACUCGGUUCUUCUAUGGAUGUAAGGAAUACUUCCACAAACUAUUGAUUCAGGGUGAUUCUUCUGGAAGAUUGAAUAUUUGGAACAUAUCAGACACACCUGAUAAACAGGAAGGUACAGGAGAGCUGGAAAUGACAACUUCUGUUAGUUUGCAAGAGGCAUUUGAUAAACUGAAUCCUUGUCCUGCCGGAAUUAUCGAUCAGCUGAGUGUCAUUCCCAAUAGUAAUGAACCUCUUAAGGUGACCGCAAGUGUGUACAUACCAGCCCACGGGCGACUCGUUUGUGGCCGUGAAGAUGGAAGCAUCGUUAUUGUACCUGCCACGCAGACAGCCAUAGUGCAGCUGCUGCAAGGGGAGCACAUGCUGCGCAGAGGUUGGCCACCUCACAGGACACUCCGUGGUCAUCGGAACAAAGUCACAUGUUUGUUGUAUCCGCAUCAGGUCUCAGCUCGUUAUGAUCAAAGAUAUCUAAUAUCUGGAGGCGUGGAUUUUUCGGUCAUAAUUUGGGACAUUUUUUCUGGAGAAAUGAAACACAUCUUCUGUGUCCAUGGUGGUGAGAUUACUCAGCUUCUGGUUCCACCUGAAAACUGCAGUGCAAGAGUGCAGCACUGCAUCUGCUCUGUAGCCAGUGACCACUCAGUAGGGCUCCUAAGUUUGCGAGAGAAAAAAUGCAUUAUGCUGGCAUCUCGUCAUCUUUUCCCCAUUCAAGUAAUCAAGUGGAGGCCUUCUGACGAUUACCUAGUAGUGGGAUGUUCAGACGGCUCCGUGUAUGUCUGGCAAAUGGAUACCGGCGCACUGGACCGGUGUGUGAUGGGGAUCACAGCGGUAGAGAUACUGAAUGCUUGUGAUGAAGCAGCUCCUGCUGCCGUUGACUCACUUAGCCACCCAGCAGUCAACUUAAAACAAGCUAUGACACGACGCAGUCUUGCUGCUCUUAAAAACAUGGCCCAUCAUAAGCUACAAACUCUUGCAACUAACCUCUUGGCUUCGGAGGCAUCUGACAAAGGAAAUUUACCUAAAUAUUCUCAUAACUCCCUGAUGGUUCAAGCAAUAAAGACAAACCUAACAGACCCGGACAUACACGUGCUUUUCUUUGAUGUGGAAGCGUUGAUUAUUCAACUCCUGACUGAAGAAGCCUCUAGGCCGAAUACUGCGCUUAUUUCCCCAGAGAAUCUGCAAAAAGCAUCUGGCGGUUCAGACAAAGGGGGCUCUUUUCUAACUGGAAAACGAGCAGCAGUUCUCUUCCAACAAGUGAAAGAAACUAUCAAAGAGAACAUAAAGGAACAUCUCCUUGAUGAUGAAGAGGAGGAUGAGGAGAUAAUGAGACAGAGGCGGGAAGAAAGUGAUCCUGAAUAUCGGGCCAGCAAAUCUAAGCCACUGACCCUGUUAGAAUAUAAUCUGACUAUGGACACCGCAAAAUUGUUCAUGUCCUGCCUUCAUGCCUGGGGUUUGAACGAUGUUCUGGAUGAAGUCUGUCUUGAUCGCCUUGGAAUGCUGAAACCCCACUGCACAGUAUCGUUUGGCCUCUUAUCGAGAGGGGGUCAUAUGUCACUGAUGCUUCCUGGUUAUAAUCAGGCUGCUUGUAAACUAUCACACGGGAAAGCAGAAGUGGGAAGGAAGCUGCUGGCAACGGAGGGAGUAGGAAAGGGAACUUACGGAGUGUCCCGGGCCGUCACCACACAACAUCUCCUGUCUAUCAUAUCUUUGGCAAAUACCUUAAUGAGUAUGACCAAUGCAACUUUUAUUGGUGAUCAUAUGAAGAAGGGCCCUACCAGGCCACCUAGACCAGGCACCCCAGACCUUUCUAAGGCAAGGGGUUCUCCUCCAACUUCCAGUAAUAUUGUGCAAGGACAGAUUAAACAAGGAUGGAGUCAGUUGGCUGCGAUGCAUUGUGUUAUGCUGCCAGACCUGCUGGGAUUGGACAAAUUUAGGCCCCCGCUUCUAGAGAUGCUGGCUCGGAGGUGGCAAGACCGAUGCUUGGAGGUCAGAGAAGCCGCACAGGCCCUGCUUCUAGCAGAACUGAGAAGAAUUGAGCAGGCAGGACGGAAGGAGGCCAUUGAUACCUGGGCUCCUUACUUACCUCAGUACAUGGACCACGUCAUAUCACCUGGGGUCUCAGCAGAAGCCAUGCAGACUAUUACCACUGCUCCUGAUGCCUCAGGGCCAGAAGCCAAAGUCCAAGAGGAAGAGCACGACCUUGUGGAUGAUGACAUCACCACUGGUUGCUUAUCAAGUGUCCCACAAAUGAAAAAAAUUUCCACAUCUUAUGAGGAAAGACGGAAGCAAGCUACUGCUAUUGUUUUACUAGGAGUAAUAGGAGCUGAAUUUGGUGCAGAAAUUGAACCUCCUAAACUGCUGACCAGACCUCGAAGCUCUAGUCAAAUUCCUGAGGGAUUUGGUUUGACUAGUGGUGGAUCCAACUACUCACUGGCCAGACAUACUUGUAAGGCACUGACAUUUCUUCUGCUGCAGCCACCAAGCCCCAAACUUCCUCCACACAGUACGAUCCGAAGAACAGCCAUUGAUCUGAUUGGACGUGGUUUCACAGUUUGGGAGCCUUACAUGGAUGUGUCUGCUGUCCUGAUGGGGCUUCUUGAACUUUGUGCUGAUGCCGAGAAACAACUUGCCAACAUCACAAUGGGGCUGCCUCUGAGCCCUGCAGCUGACUCUGCCCGCUCCUCGAGGCAUGCCCUAUCUCUCAUUGCCACGGCCAGACCACCCGCCUUCAUCACGACUAUAGCCAAAGAGGUGCACAGACAUACUGCUCUUGCAGCCAAUACCCAAUCCCAGCAGAAUAUGCACACCACAACUCUUGCCCGAGCUAAAGGGGAAAUUCUGAGAGUCAUUGAAAUUCUUAUUGAAAAGAUGCCCACGGAUGUCGUGGAUCUUCUCGUGGAGGUUAUGGACAUCAUUAUGUACUGCCUUGAAGGAUCUUUAGUUAAAAAGAAAGGUCUUCAGGAAUGUUUCCCAGCCAUCUGCAGGUUCUACAUGGUCAGCUAUUAUGAGCGGAAUCACAGAAUAGCAGUUGGAGCUCGCCAUGGUUCAGUGGCCCUGUACGACAUCCGGACUGGAAAGUGUCAGACAAUCCAUGGUCACAAGGGACCCAUCACUGCUGUGGCCUUUGCUCCUGAUGGACGAUAUCUUGCCACCUACUCAAACACAGACAGCCACAUUUCCUUCUGGCAGAUGAACACCUCCCUGUUGGGGAGCAUCGGCAUGCUGAACUCGGCACCUCAGCUGCGCUGUAUUAAGACCUACCAGGUGCCCCCCGUGCAGCCGGCGUCCCCCGGCUCCCACAACGCCCUCAGGCUGGCCCGGCUCAUCUGGACCUCCAACCGCAACGUCAUCCUCAUGGCCCACGACGGCAGGGAGCACCGCUUCAUGGUCUAGGGCUCGUGUCUGCGUCCCCGUUCUCCCAGGUCUCCAAGCCCAGAGUCCCGUCCUUCCUCAGUGCCCACCCCCGCCGGGGUCAUGGGGGGCACAGCCGGGUCUGUGUCCCUCCGCAUGGUCCCCGGGGGCAGACUCCUGCUCGUGCCACCUAUUGACUGAGGCAUGCACACAUCGCUCCGCAGGAAGUGGCCGUCCCGUCCCCAGGUCAUUUCUCACCGCCGCAGAGGGAGGGGCGGCCAGCAGUCCCGUUGCUCGGUGCACCAGAAGCCCAGAAAUCAAUAACCACUGUGAUUGCACUGCCAGCCCAGAUCAGCAGUUUCCUCAGGCUGAACCCCACCUCUGAAUGCUCCUGGAAGCUGAUUGUUCUGACAUUGGGUUUUGAGGUCAUGUGGCAGUCCUAAUUAUCGAUACUAUUUUCCUUUGGAUUUCCUAAAACGUGCUAUUGUUUACCAGAAAGAUUCUGUGUUUACGUGGGGUUUUUUCCUCCAGGAGAUUGCUAGGCAAUUACUCAAUCCAAUUUCCUAGGGUUUAGCCACUACCUUCUUUAUUAACACCUAACUGAUUGGAGAUUAAUGAGAAACACACACACACACACACACAAAUUUUCCUUGUGGAGACUACAGUUUCCCAGACACCUAGCCUUCUAAAAGGCUCAUAUCCCGCUUAAGUGAUACUCUAUUUAGUAGCUCAAAAUGAAAAUGAUCACUACUUGUGAUCUAGUUAAGAUAAUCACUAUAAUCUCUUAAAUGGACUUUUGCAAUAAAGAACCCAGUUUGAAAGCAUAGCGUAUACCUGAAAAGAAGGUUCUUUGGCUGCAGAUCUUUUUAAGAAAGCGCUUACCCCUUCCUUACAGAAACUUCACAGACCUGCAGUUCCCGUAAGUCAGCUAUCAUGUAAUAGCUACCAUUCAGCCUUCAAACUACUACUGAUCAGUUAAAGGAAAGCUUAGACAGCAUUUCUUUUAAACAAGUAUCCUAGAAAGUUAUUAACUAUGGCACAAGCAUUCAGGGGCAUACAGUCAUCCUCAGUAGCCGCAGAGGAUUGGUUCCGGGACCCCCGAGGGUACCAAAAUUCACAUAUACUCAAGUCCCUGCUAAAGUGGCAGAGUACACGGAGGGCUGGCUGUGUAUACAGAUGUGGAGGCUCUCAAUCUUUCCGAAUCUAUCCGAGCAUUGCAGUAGGGUGUUCAUCACAGUUCCAAGUAAGCUUUAACUAGGUCACUUUCUUCUCCUUAUGUCAGAUUAUGCUGGUUCUUGCUCACAGUAAUGGGAAAAAAAAAUCUGUAAAAUAAUAUUUCGGAUGACUCGCUCCUAAUAAACCUUGCUCUGUAUAUAGUUGGGGAUUUGGUUGGUUGGUUGGUUGUUGAUUGGUUGGUUAAUUGGGCAAAAUGGUUUAUUAAAUACAAAAAUAGAAAAAGAUUUAUUAAAUUCAGAAAAAAUACGUGAAGUUUACAAAGCAACCAAAAUGAUAACGGGAGUGUCUAAUUUAAAAAGCGUAGAUUGUCAGAGUUUAUAUAAUAUACAAAAAAAGCAGGAUCACAGUCCAGGAACAAAUACAUCUGUUAUUUUAUUGAAACAGAUUUCCAAAGAACAUGUUAGGAAAUUAAGACCACUGGAACAUCUCUUUCAUAUCGACAUGAAGUUUGUCAUCUCUAGUGAUGGCAAACCCAUCCUAUACCUUGGUUUUAGACUUCAGGUAUUCUUAAAAAGUGAAUUUAUGCCAUAUGCAUGUACAUUGUAUUUAUAAAGAUUAUAUAUGUAGCUUCCCAGGAAGAAACUCAGAACCAUACAGCGUAGACUUGCUUUGUUUGGUGAACAUGCUGUUGUGCCCGAUAUAGAUAGAGAAACCUGAGGAGAACAAGAGGUGCUCUCAGAUUUUCCAGUGGUUUCCCGAGUCUUCAGUGCGAAUACCUAGCAUGUGUUCACUUUACGAACUGAAAUGGGGAUUAAUUUAUUCUAGACUACAAAGCUGCUUUGGAAUGAUGAAGUGUAAAAGUAUACCUUAGAGAUUUUUUUUUUUUUUAAACAGAAUGUUCAGGGCAUCCAGAGGAAGGUGUGAGGCUGUGGGCAGGCCACCCCAAAGCAUGGCCGGCACACCCCAUGGAGGGUUAGAACAAAGCUGUAAGGGCCCUAGGAGCCAAAUACCUGGGCAGUGGGCCUCGGCCCACUGGCCACACAGCCUGGCUGCACAGACAGCCAAAACUGUUGGCCCCUAGAACAUUCCAAUUGUAAAACUCUGGGGUGGAUGGUAUCUGAUGGUGAGACAGACACCUCUAACUGCUAAACCAACAUCUGCAUUCUUGUUCACACCAAUCUCUCCUUGGCUGUUUUGACAACCACAGUUGCAAACUUCAUCACAGCUCAGAUUUUCUCGGCACUGAGGUAAACUUUACCUUGUCAUCCCAGUGUAUGCUUUUGGUGUCUUAUUGAUCUUGUUGGCACUGUAUUUGGACCUGUCCUUGUAAAUGUAGAGACAUAUGUGGCUUCAUUGGUAAUUUACAAGUGAAAGAUGAUGUGAUACCUGUAUGAAAAUGUAAUGAUUGAACUCCCUGUGUACAGCACGUGACGUAAGCUGUCUGCCCUCAAGGCAUUUCUUGAUGACUCCACUUAACAGAUUCUAUAUGUGCUGAAUGUCCCUGUGUACUUACGUGUGUGAAAUAAAACUGAAUUGUACUGAAGAUUGUUUUUCUCAUUAAAAACAUUGUUCACUCUGAAA